AUGGAUUCUGGUAUAGGUGGUCCUUCUGUAACUAUAAGAGAAGCAGAAAAAGAUAGAGUCGAUUUUAUAUUAAAAGAUGUUGAUUUAGCCAUGGCCAAUUCAAUUAGAAGAACAAUGUUGGCUGAAGUACCUACUUUAGCUAUAGAUUUAGUUGAAAUAGAUAUAAAUACAUCGGUUUUGGCUGAUGAAUUUUUAGCUCAUAGAUUAGGUUUAAUUCCUUUAAAUAGUGAAGGUAUUGAUGAUUUAUCUUAUUCAAGAGAUUGUACUUGUGAUAAUUAUUGUCCGAAAUGUUCUGUUAGAUUAGAUUUAACUGCUAAAUGUGAUACUGAUUCUACAAUGAAUGUUUAUGCAUCCGAUUUAGCUAAAUUUUUAAAUGAUUCAAAAUUAGGUCAGCCAAUUACAAGAGAUCCACAAGAAAGAGGUUCUUUAAUAUGUAAAUUAAGAAAACAUCAAGAAUUAAGAUUAACUUGUAUUGCUAAAAAAGGGAUAGCUAAAGAACAUGCAAAAUGGUCUCCUUGUGCUGCUAUUGGCUUUGAAUAUGAUCCUUGGAAUAAAUUGAAACAUACUGAUUAUUGGUUUGAAAAUGAUCCAAAUGAAGAAUGGCCAAAACUGAAAAAUUGUGAUUGGGAAGAACAACCUGGUCCUGAUGAAAAAUUUGAUUAUAAAGCAAAACCAACAAAUUUUUAUUUUGAUGUUGAAACUGUUGGUAAUUUACCUCCAAAUGAAGUUGUUAUAAAUGCAAUAAGUACUUUACAAAAAAAAAUAGGUGCUUUGUCUUUAGAAUUAGGUAAAGAUGAUGUUGAAGGUAAUGAAUUACAAGCUGGUGGUUUUACAACUUAUGGUGGUCAAACUACUUAUGGUGGUCAAUCUAAUUAUGGUGGUCAAUCAACUUAUGGUGCUCAAACAAAUUAUGGUCAAACAGCUUAUGAUACUAACGCUUAUGGUGCUUCAUGGUAA
This is a messenger RNA of Insectozyma verbasci, 957 nucleotides long. The record is from the annotation of a GenBank genome assembly. Lineage: Eukaryota; Fungi; Ascomycota; Pichiomycetes; Serinales; Debaryomycetaceae.